Solanum dulcamara is the source of this 1206-nucleotide messenger RNA. RefSeq lists its product as uncharacterized. The transcript has 2 exons. Bases 113 to 1066 code for a protein of 317 amino acids. The record is from RefSeq and is a predicted model, not a curated record. NCBI's taxonomy places the organism in Eukaryota, Viridiplantae, Streptophyta, Magnoliopsida, Solanales, Solanaceae.
UUUUUACAGCUAGCUCUUUUUUUCCAUCUUUGAAAUCCAAAAUCAUUUGCCUCUUUUUUUCUUUGGUGUCUCGAAUUACCAAUCUUUCAUUAAAAAUAAAAAAAAACCAACAAUGACAGAGACAAAUUUUUAUUCAGAAAUGACACCUGGAUUUGCCAAGAUUGUGCCUAGAACCAUUGAAACUCCAACAACUUAUCAUCAUCAGAGUGAGAAAUGCAUGGAUGAUUUCGAAAGAGGUGGACGAGGUCUCCCUCAGAAACAACAGAUACCACUUUCAGCAGAAGCGUCAUCGAUGGCAAUGCCAACAAUUCCAUUGGGAUCAAACAUAAAUGCGCCUGUACUAAUAAUAGAUCAUGAAGAACACAAAGAUACAAAGAUAAAUCUGAAUCCGUUGUCAUUACUAAGUCCACCACCAAAUCCACGUCUUCGGAUUAAUGAUUUUUCGUCUUCCCACAUCAACGAUGAAUCAAAGACCGUAAUCUCUCAUGUCAAAUCCGUUUUGGUGUUCCAACUCACCUCUGGAAGCACAAAAAACGUUGAAGCAAUGGUUAAAUGUGCGAACAACGCCUUCUUCAACUUGGAUUUUCUUGAAGCAGAUUAUUCAUCUUUCUACAACGAUGUCAGAGAUUUCAUCGCAUAUCACUAUGAUUUGCUCACAGCUAAGAAACAGAGAGAAAUGCAAUCUUUUCCUGCUGAGCUGAAGACGAGAUAUGAAGACAUGAUAAUUUGUGCAAAUGAUCUUAAAGACGAGAUCUUUCAAACUCAAGGACAUAUCGCGAUGGUCAUGAAAAAGAAGGAAAAUUUAGAAAAACAGAUAGUGGACGCGAUGGAACUAAUUGGUAAGCUGAAAGAAUGCGUAGCUGUUCUUAAACAGGAGGAAGGGGCUUUGAAAUACGAGGAACAAAAAUGUGUUGCAGCGUAUGAGAUUGCAAAUCAUGAGUUGCAAAAAAUCUGUACUCAGGCUGAGGCAGCUAAAAAUAUACUAAGAGAAAUUGAUCAGCGCGAAAAUGCAGCUCUCAAUGGGAUUGAAUCAGCCUUUCGUCGUCUGAAAUCCAUACAAUCUUAACUUUAGUUUCAGAAACAGUGUACACUUUUUAUCUGUUUCGCGUAUUUUAUGCUGUUUUAUUUGAGCUUUUUAGAAGUCUAGUAAACUAAAUGUGAAUAUGAUUCUAGCUUCAGUCAUUUCUAUGUGUUUAAGUCGUUACG